Miniopterus natalensis is the source of this 420-nucleotide messenger RNA. The record is from RefSeq and is a predicted model, not a curated record. Lineage: Eukaryota; Metazoa; Chordata; Mammalia; Chiroptera; Miniopteridae.
GGGAGACAGGGAGGAGCGUCUGCAGACAGGGGAGCUGCAGGUCUCCCAAAGGCCAUGGUGAGCCUCCAGCCCCCCUGGGUCAAUGUGCUCGAGGAGGACAACGUGACUCUGAGCUGCCAGGGGGCCCACAGCCCUGGGGACCACUCCACCCUGUGGUUCCGUGAUGGGACCCCCCUCCUGACCCAGGUCCAGCCCAGCUACAGCUUCAAGGCCAGCAGCAAAGACAGCGGGGACUACACGUGCCAGACCGGCCAGGCCAGCCUCAGCGACCCUGUGCAUCUGGAUGUGACUUCCGGUCAGUGGAGGAGGCCGGGAGGGUCUGGAGGACGAUGCUGUGGACUCUGCUGACCUGGCACAGGGCUUCUAGGAAAGGGGGUGGCCGUUUUCUGGGAAGCAUGACUGUGAGCUGUUGGAAGUAGU